AUUAACAGACUGACCGCGUGUGUUCAGCAAACAAUAAAUAUGUUCAAGUUCACGAUUGUGGUGUUGGCGCUGAUUGCUGUAGCUGCCGCCUACCCAGGUUUCGGCGGCGGUUAUGAUCAAGGAUAUGGCCUUGGUUACGGCGGCGGUUACGGGCAAGGCGGAUAUUAUGAUCAAGGAUACGGUGGCCAUCAUGGCGGCUAUAACCACGGACAUGGCGGAUAUGGCCACGGCAGCCACGGCGGAUAUGGCCAUGGGAGCCAUGGCGGAUAUGGCCAUGGGAGCCAUGGCGGAUAUGGCGGAGACUACGGUGGAUACGAUUUUUAUUAAAGACUUUAUCUAACUGUUUAUACGACGUCAAAUAAAAAGAACUCUGACCUAGAUUCUGCGCAAUGGAUGAUUUAUCGAUCUAUUGGUAGUAAUUAGUAGGUACCUACGACCCUAUUUAUCUUUUUCGCCACGCGGUUGGUUUGUCAGCCAACCUUUCGCUGUA
Molecule: messenger RNA, 490 nt
Organism: Maniola jurtina (meadow brown)
Lineage: Eukaryota; Metazoa; Arthropoda; Insecta; Lepidoptera; Nymphalidae
Product: neuropeptide-like protein 29
Exons: 3
Coding region: 40-327 (95 amino acids)
Source: RefSeq, a predicted model, not a curated record